AUGAGUCCUAGGAAGCGCGGAGGCAGCCCCUGCCUUUUUCCCUUGCAGCUAUUCUGUCUUUGCUGGGUGCUGUCAGUGGCCCAGAGCAAGACAGUGAGAUACAGCACCUUCGAGGAAGACGCCCCCGGUACGGUCAUAGGGACCCUGGCGGAAGACCUGCAUAUGAAAGUGUCCGGCGACACAAGCUUCCGCCUGAUGAAGCAGUUCAACAGCUCGCUGAUCCGGGUACGCGAGGGUGACGGGCAGCUGACCGUCGGGGACGCGGGCCUGGACCGGGAGCGGCUGUGCGGCCGGUCCCCACAGUGCGUGCUGGCCUUCGACGUGGUCAGCUUCUCACAGGAGCAGUUCCGGCUGGUGCAUGUGGAGGUGGAGGUGAGGGAUGUCAAUGACCACACGCAGUGCUUUCCCCGGGCCCAGAUCUCAGUGGAGGUGUCCUAGGGAGCGGCCGUGGGCUCGCGCUCCAAUGGGCUGCAGAGCGUGUGCCUGGCCGAGCCGCACAUCCCGUUCCGCGUUGAGCUGUAGACACGCGCGAAUGGCGCCCAGUGCGCUGACCUGGUGCUGCUGCAGGAGCUGGACCGCGAGAGCCAGGCCACCUACAGCCUGGAGCUGGUGGCCCAGGACGGUGGCCGCCCGCUGUGUUCGGCCACAGCUGCCCUCAGCGUGCGAGUGCUGGACGCCAACGACCACAGCCCUGCCUUCCCCCAGGGCGCCGUGGCCGAGGUGGAGCUGGCUGAGGACGCGCCCGUGGGCUCGCUGCUGCUCGACCUGGACGCGGCCGACCCCGACGAGGGCCCCAAUGGCGACGUGGUGUUCUCCUUUGGCACCCGCACUCCUCCCGAAGCGCGCCGCCUCUUCCGGCUUGACCCGCGCUCCGGCCGCCUCACCCUAGCCGGGCCAGUGGACUAUGAGCGCCAGGACACCUACGAGCUGGACGUGAGGGCGCAGGACCGCGGCCCAGGGCCCCGCACCGCCACCUGCAAGGUCAUCGUGCGCAUCCGCGACGUCAACGACAAUGCGCCCGACAUUGCCAUCACCCCACUGGCUGCUCCGGGCGACCCCGCCACCUCGCCCUUCUCCGCGGCCGCGGCCGCCGCCGCUCUCGGGGGCACGGACGCGACUUCUUCGAGUGGUUCUGGGGCGCCAGAGACCAGCGCCACCUCACUGGUGCCCGAGGGGGCGGCGCGAGAGAGCCUAGUGGCCCUGGUCAGCACCUCGGACAGGGACUCGGGCGCCAACGGACAGGUGCGCUGCGCCCUCUAUGGGCACGAGCACUUUCGGCUGCAGCCGGCCUACGCUGGCAGCUAUCUGGUGGUGACAGCAGCGUCGCUGGACCGUGAGCGCAUCGCUGAGUAUAAUCUGACCCUCGUGGCUGAGGACCGCGGCGCACCCCCGCUGCGCACCGUGCGACCCUACACUGUGCGCGUGGGUGACGAGAACGACAAUGCGCCGGUCUUCACGCGGCCAGUCUAUGAAGUCUCGGUCCGCGAGAAUAACCCUCCUGGCGCCUAUCUGGCCACGGUGGCUGCUCGGGACGCAGACCUGGGCCGCAAUGGCCAGGUCACCUAUCGGCUGCUGGAAGCCGAGGUGGGCCGCGGCGGGGGGGCUGUGUCCACCUACGUUUCUGUUGACCCAGCCACUGGGGCCAUUUAUGCUCUGCGCAGCUUUGACUAUGAGGCGCUGCGCCAACUCGACGUGCGCAUUCAGGCCAGCGACGGUGGCACCCCUCAGCUCUCCAGCACUGCCCUGGUGCAAGUGCGAGUUCUGGACCAGAACGAUCACGCGCCAGUCCUGGUGCACCCGGCGCCAGCCAACGGCUCCCUGGAAGUGGCAGUGCCUGGACGCAUGGCAAGGGACUCAGCAGUGGCGCGCAUUCAGGCCCGGGACGCGGACGAGGGCGCCAACGGGGAGCUGUCUUUUGAUCUGCUGCAGCAGGAGCCACGCGAAGCCUUCGCCAUUGGCCGCCGCACGGGGGAGAUCGUGCUCACCGGCGACCUCUCCCAGGAGCCGCCCGGCCGCGUGUUCCGGGCGCUGCUGGUGGUUUCCGACGGCGGGCGCCCUCCUCUCUCCACCAGCGCCACGGUCAGCUUCGUAGUAACAGCAGGCGGCGGGCGCGGGUCCGAGAGUCCUGCUAGCGCAGGGGGCACGGAGCGCUCCCGGCCGGCCGGCUCUCGGCUCGGGGCGUCGGGGCCGGCGCUGCAAUGGGACACGCCGCUGAUCGUCAUCAUCGUACUGGCGGGGAGCUGCACGCUGCUGCUAGCCGCCAUCAUCGCCAUCGCUACCACCUGCAACCGCCGCAAGAAGGAGGUGCGCAAAGGGGGGGCGCUCCGGGAAGAGCGGCCCGGGGCGGCGGGCGGCGGAUCCUCGGCUCCCGGCUCCCCGGAGGAGGCCGCCCGGGGAGCUGGGCCCAGGCCCAACAUGUUCGACGUGCUCACCUUCCCUGGCAGCGGCAAAGCGCCCUUUGGCAGCCCCGCGGCCGACGCGCCCCCGCCCGCGGCCGCCGCGGCCGAAGUGCCGGGCUCGGAGGGCGGCAGCGCCACUGGGGAAAGCGCCUGUCACUUCGAGGGGCAGCAGCGGCUCCGCGGCGCGCACGCCGAGCCCUACGGCGCGUCUCCCGGCUUCGGGAAGGAGUCAGCGCCCCCUGUGGCAGUCUGGAAGGGGCACUCGUUCAACACCAUCUCUGGGCGAGAAGCGGAGAAGUUCAGCGGCAAAGAUAGCGGCAAAGGGGACAGUGACUUCAAUGACAGCGAUUCCGACAUCAGCGGGGACGCUCUUAAAAAAGAUCUCAUCAACCACAUGCAGAGUGGACUGUGGGCGUGCACUGCGGAGUGCAAGAUCCUGGGCCACUCUGACCGCUGCUGGAGUCCCUCUUGCGGGGGACCUAAUGCAGCUCCCCUACAUCACCCACCUGCGCAGAUGUCCACCUUCUGUAAGAGCACGUCUCUGCCUCGGGAUCCCCUGCGCAGGGACAAUUACUACCAGGCCCAGCUGCCUAAGACAGUGGGACUGCAAAGCGUCUAUGAAAAAGUGCUGCACAGAGACUAUGACAGGACUCUGCUCUCCCCUCCCCGCCCGGGGAGGCUCCCAGACCUGCAGGAGAUCAGCGUACCCCUCUACCAGUCCCCCCCUGGAAGGUACCUGUCCCCGAAGAAGGGGGACAAUGAAAAUGUGUAA
Messenger RNA from Elephantulus edwardii (Cape elephant shrew), 3171 nucleotides. RefSeq names its product protocadherin 8 (gene PCDH8). Gene Ontology annotation, cellular component: plasma membrane. Lineage: Eukaryota; Metazoa; Chordata; Mammalia; Macroscelidea; Macroscelididae. The record is from RefSeq and is a predicted model, not a curated record. The transcript has 3 exons. Gene Ontology annotation, biological process: homophilic cell-cell adhesion. Gene Ontology annotation, molecular function: calcium ion binding.